This is a messenger RNA of Trichomonas vaginalis G3, 573 nucleotides long. Its product is annotated as chromo domain-like family. Bases 1 to 573 code for a protein of 190 amino acids. NCBI's taxonomy places the organism in Eukaryota, Parabasalia, Trichomonadida, Trichomonadidae. The record is from RefSeq and is a predicted model, not a curated record. The transcript has a single exon.
AUGCAAGAGGAAUCAUUAACUCAUGAACAAUUUCUGGCUUGGACCUUAUCAAACAAUACGUCCCCAUCAAUUCAAUACAUCUUGAAGCAUCGUGUUGUAAAAGGAGAAGUUCAAUAUUUAGUCAGAUAUAUGGAUACGAAAAAUUUUCCAUAUGAUGCUUGGAUAAGUAGCAGUAGGAUUACAAAUAUGCAACCAAUUAUUUCGUAUAUAAACAAACAAAAUCCAUCUGACUUGAAGCCUAACUUAGAUCCAAAAGAACAGCCUCAUGAGUCUGACGAUGAAAUAACAGAAAUACAUAUUAAGCAUGCUAAAGCAAAUACUGUGCCUUUAACUCCUGCAGUUAGUCAAAAGAUCAGAAUUCUCGAAUUAAUCGACGAUAAUCAUUUCAAAGUCAUUUAUCCUGGAAAUACUAAGAUUGAAGAUGCUACUCGAGAAGAUUUAAUAAAGAAUUACAAGGAAGAAUUUUAUCAAUUCUACAACCAAGAGAUGGCAAAAGUAUUCGACGAAGUAAAGGCAAAAGGACUUUCCUCCAAAGAAAAAGCUGAAUUAUUAGCAUUAAUAUCCGGGAAAUAA